AUGAACCACAGGACAGCAGCGGUCCAGCGGAGGAUUGUGGACAAGGACGGCCACAAUAAUGUGCGGAUUGACAAUGUGGAGGGCAUGGUCAAGCUUUACCUGCACGACAUCUGGACCACGGUGGUGGACAUGAAGUGGCGCUACAAAAUCACUCUGUUUGCCUCCACCUUCGUCAUUACUUGGUUCAUCUUUGGGGUCAUCUUCUAUUUCAUUGGAAUGGGCAACGGAGACCUGGAGGGGAAUUUACCAUCCAACCACACGGCCUGUGUGGUGAUGGUGCAGACGCUGACCGGAGCCUUCCUCUUCUCGCUGGAAUCACAGACCACCAUCGGCUAUGGUUAUCGUUUCAUCUCGGAGGAAUGUCCCCUGGCCAUCUUCACUCUGGUGGCUCAGCUCGUCAUCACCGGCCUGGCGGAGAUCUUCGUCACAGGCGCCUUUCUGGCCAAACUGGCUCGGCCUAAGAAGCGAGCAGAGACCAUCAAGUUCAGCCAGUUGGCGGUGAUCUGCCAGCACCAAGGAAAGCUGUGUCUGAUGGUGAGAGUGGCCAACAUGAGGAAGAGCCUCCUGAUCCAGUGUCAGCUGACAGGAAAGCUCCUCCACUCAAAUGUGACAGAGGAAGGUGAGAAGACUCAGGUCUACCAGACCGCUGUUGACUUCAAAAUGGACUCCAGUGGGGAGUGCCCUUUCCUCAUCCUCCCUCUUACUUUCUACCACAUUCUGGACGAGCGCAGUCCGUUGGCAGGACUGAACGCAGAAAACCUCCACACGCGAGUGUUUGAGCUGCUGGUCACCCUCAAUGCCACGAUGGAGUCGACGGCAGCCACGUGUCAGAGCCGCACCUCCUACAUUCCCCAGGAGAUCCUCUGGGGCUACGAGUUCAAGCCGGUGCUGUUCGGCACCACAGGCGGGCGCUACGUGGCAGAUUUCAACUUUUUUGACAAGGUACAAGCGAGCAAUGACCCAGCCUUCCUCAAAAGCAACUCAGAGAAGCUGAAGCUCGAGGAGGACUAUAAAAAAGAAUAG
Limanda limanda (common dab) is the source of this 1023-nucleotide messenger RNA. RefSeq names its product potassium inwardly rectifying channel subfamily J member 15 (gene kcnj15). The transcript has a single exon. Gene Ontology annotation, biological process: regulation of monoatomic ion transmembrane transport; potassium ion import across plasma membrane. Gene Ontology annotation, molecular function: inward rectifier potassium channel activity. Lineage: Eukaryota; Metazoa; Chordata; Actinopteri; Pleuronectiformes; Pleuronectidae. Gene Ontology annotation, cellular component: plasma membrane. The coding region runs from base 1 to 1023 and encodes 340 amino acids. The record is from RefSeq and is a predicted model, not a curated record.